GUCAAUCGCAAACAUCUUUAUCGGAACCCCAUGAAAACAAACAAUCUAUAAGCCCUAAAGAAACAUGACAUAACAAUACUAUCAGUCACAAUGGCGACCAAUCGCCGCGCAGAUAUACGGGCUCUUUUAUUUGACAACUUAUUGUCCGCCAUUAUAGUACCUGUCGUUUGUUUUUUUUACGGAAACGGACAUAGGAAGGAGGUGUUCUGCCAGUAUGCAACUGAACCUGUUCGAGUGAGGUGCAAUUCUAUUUAUGAAAUAAUCAGUUACGUAUUUGACCGCGGAUUAGGAAGUUGUGAUUUUUAUUUUAUUUUUUUAAGUUUAAAAUUAAUAUUUUCGAAAUGAAGUACCCGUGCAGGAAGAAUUUGACACGAUUCACUAGCGAUAUUUUUGUGGAUUUACCUUGCCGCAAAGACCAGCGGCCCGCGCCGCUCGACGCGGCGGCCAUCAUGAAAGAAAAGAGCAAGAAUGCUGCCCGCUCCCGUAGAGAGAAAGAGAACGCAGAGUUCCUCGAGCUGGCUAAACUCCUCCCACUCCCGGCCGCCAUUACGUCACAGCUGGACAAGGCUUCCGUCAUCAGACUGACCACCAGUUAUCUGAAGAUGCGACAAGUCUUCCCAGAUGGUCUGGGUGACGCGUGGGGCGCAUCACCGCCACCACCUCAACCUCGAGAACUGUCCAUCCGGGAGCUGGGCAGCCAUCUGCUCCAGACCCUGGACGGAUUCAUCUUCGUGGUGGCGCCCGAUGGCAAGAUCAUGUACAUCAGUGAAACGGCUUCAGUUCAUCUAGGACUUAGUCAGGUGGAGCUGACGGGCAACUCGAUAUACGAGUACAUCCACCAGAACGACCACGAGGAGAUGAGCGCCGUGCUCAGCUUACAACACCCCCACUCCUACCUCGGACACCAAUACCCGAGCCUAGGGUACCCCGUGGGCGGUACGUGGGGCCCCUCCGUGGACAUCGAGUGCGAACGAGCCUUUUUUAUAAGAAUGAAGUGUGUACUGGCGAAGCGGAACGCCGGACUCACCACUUCUGGCUAUAAGGUGAUCCACUGCUCCGGGUACCUGCGUGCGCGCCGCUUCGGCGAGGGCGCGGCACCGCUCGGCCUCGUCGCCGUCGGACACUCCCUACCGCCAUCUGCCGUCACGGAGCUCAAACUACACUCCAACAUGUUCAUGUUUAGAGCCAGUCUGGACAUGCGGCUUAUAUUCCUCGAUGCCAGGGUGGCGUCGCUGACGGGCUACGAGCCGCAGGAUCUGAUCGAGAAGACGCUGUACCACUAUAUCCACGGCACGGACGUGCUGCACAUGCGGUACUCGCACUGCACAUUAUUAACGAAGGGCCAAGUAACUUCCCGCUACUACCGGUUCCUGACGAAGGCGGGCGGCUGGGUGUGGAUGCAGAGCUACGCGACCAUAGUGCACAACAGCCGCUCUUCCCGGCCACACUGUAUAGUCUCCGUCAACUAUGUGCUCAGCGACAUCGAGGAGAAGCACCUGAUCCUGAACCUGGAGCAGGGCCCGCCCAAGCUGCACGCGGAGGCCCCCGCGCACCCCGCGCCCCCCACCCCCUCCCCCCACGUCCUCCGGCCAGACAAGCUCAACCACGUGCAACUAGAAAACGAGUUCAACGGGGAUUCAAGUACAGGAUACCAGUACUCUGAGUACUUACCUGUGUUACCUCCGUACGAGGAAGAGUAUCAUCAGAAUGGUACGUACCAUGAACUGUUCUACAACGAAAACUAUACAGAACCAGAGGUUACACCGAAUUAUAUGCUCCCACAAAACCAGCGACCGUAUUCAGCCAGUUCCUCAUCAUGCUCCUCAAUGGAGAGUUCAACAGAAGUCGCGAAUCAGCAAUAUAACUACACGAAUUUAAUAUCGUUCUACCCGAAUCAGCCGCAAAAUGGCCGACCGCUUGACAAUUUUGGCGGGAACUUUAGCAAGAUGGCGGCGAACCCUGCUGUCACCGAAGGUUAUACGUCUGUCAUCGUUGACAACACACAACAGUUUCACCAUCAUGGUGGAGGAGUGAAUGAGUUUGUGCACUGAUGACGCGAAGAUUAGUUUUGAGGUUAUAAAAUUUGAGGUAGAUACCAAGCUAGCUGUAUAGCAUUGGCAAAGUGAAGUAAUGUCAUCAUGACACUCUCACACUUUGUUCUGUUCAAGUUAGUGCAAUAGAGUUGGCUAAAAUGGACUCUAAGCACGAAUUAUUGAGAUUUUUGAGGCUAUGUGUCGAAAGAUGACGAUUGUACCUACAGACUUACAAACUUGCCAAAUUGUAUUUUUCUUAGUUUGCUUAUAUUGAUUUAGGAAGAAAUGUAGAAAUCACUAAAUUUAAAAGUACUACGAUUUUUUUAUUUGGAUACAGUUACUAUCUACUGUAUCCAAAUACCUUUUCCAAAGGAAAUAUCGGUUGUGGAACUGAAAAUAUAGGUUACAAAUAUAAUGUAUUGUAGGUAUGUGCGAAAAUGUAGCUUUAUUGUAUCGCAUUAUAUUUUAAAAUAUAUCUUUUAUCUUGCCUGAUUGUUGUAACGUAUAAGUGAAAUGUAAAUAGUGUUGUAAAUAGAUUUUAGGUUAAAUAAUAAUAUAAGCCAUAUAUUUAUAGAAAUAAAAUACAUAUAAUAUAAUUAGAUCUGAAUAGAAAAUACAAUAAAAGAGCGAACAAACGCGUCAUAACUAGUUACCUAUUUCUUUGAAGAGAAAGUAGAGAAUUCUAAUUUAACAAAUUGUUACGCUUUUGUACUGGUUUUGUUAUUUCACGAUCGUCUUGGUGAUUAGUGUACUUUCACUUUAUUUCGCAUGCACCAAUCGGCAUGAGCCAUCUUCAAGGUAUCAAAAUAAUUUUUCAAUACCGUAAGAAGUUGUUCAUUUGAAUAGGGUUAAAGCUUUUAUAAGAGUCUGGCAGGAAUUGCCGACUUUAAAUCCGUAAACAGCGACUGGUAUGUUAAAUGUAAAGGGGCCCACAGGUUACCAGUUCGCCGGUCGAUAUCAGCC
Cydia splendana is the source of this 2996-nucleotide messenger RNA. RefSeq names its product single-minded homolog 1 (gene sim). NCBI's taxonomy places the organism in Eukaryota, Metazoa, Arthropoda, Insecta, Lepidoptera, Tortricidae. The transcript is spliced from 9 exons. Gene Ontology annotation, molecular function: protein dimerization activity; DNA-binding transcription factor activity, RNA polymerase II-specific; RNA polymerase II transcription regulatory region sequence-specific DNA binding. Gene Ontology annotation, biological process: regulation of transcription by RNA polymerase II. Gene Ontology annotation, cellular component: cytoplasm; transcription regulator complex; nucleus. Bases 342 to 2051 code for a protein of 569 amino acids. The record is from RefSeq and is a predicted model, not a curated record.